AUGUCGAGCCAGCCGGUCGAUCCGGCAAAACCUCCUGACAAUAAAUGCAAAUUCUGUGCUAAAUUUUGUUCGCUAAGUGAAGUUAAGUGUACUAAUAGUGCAUGUGAUACUCUUCUACAUGGAAAAUGUUUCGAUUCAAUUGCCAAGAUUGUGCCAAUCAAAAAGGAAGAAUUCCGUUGUAAACAUUGUUUGGGAGACGGCAAGGUGUCUAGUAGCAGUACCGAUGUGCUGCUCUUGCAUAAAGAAAUUGAUUGCCUUACACGAGAAAAGCAAUUGCUAGAAAAGUAUGUGAGUGAACUAGAAUUUUCUAAUACUAUUUUGAAAUCUAAAAUGCCUGCUGUUUCCUCUACACUGAAUUCGGCUGUUGGUUUUUUCCGAACUCGUCGUUGGUAA
Acanthoscelides obtectus is the source of this 393-nucleotide messenger RNA. NCBI's taxonomy places the organism in Eukaryota, Metazoa, Arthropoda, Insecta, Coleoptera, Chrysomelidae. The record is from the annotation of a GenBank genome assembly.